This is a messenger RNA of Rana temporaria (common frog), 2804 nucleotides long. RefSeq names its product COP1 E3 ubiquitin ligase (gene COP1). The record is from RefSeq and is a predicted model, not a curated record. The transcript is spliced from 22 exons. The coding region runs from base 125 to 2356 and encodes 743 amino acids. Gene Ontology annotation, molecular function: protein binding; ubiquitin protein ligase activity. Gene Ontology annotation, biological process: proteasome-mediated ubiquitin-dependent protein catabolic process. Lineage: Eukaryota; Metazoa; Chordata; Amphibia; Anura; Ranidae.
GCGCUCUGACACUAGCCGGACACUUCCGGUGUCGGGCUGGAAGUGAUUCUCUUGUUGACACUUUAUUGUUCCGCGUCUUGUGAACAGAAGAAUGUACCAGGCCUGAGCAUCCCUCGGUCGGAUCAUGUCCUCGGGUCGGCAGUCUCAGCCGCUUCCGGGGCCUGGAGGUGGAACAGGCUUGUCCUCCACCUCUUCUUCGUCUUCUUCUUCCUCUACCCCGUCUAGUUCCUCUUCAGCCGGGCCGCUGCGUCAGGGACUGGUGGGGGUGAGCAGUCUGUCCAGGCUCGGUGUUCCCGGAGGAAGUUCGGCGCUCGUAGGAAGGGCCAGCGGCUCAGGGCCGAGGAAGAGGCCUCUACCUACCCCACUGUGCAACGGACUCAUCAACUCCUAUGAGGACAAGAGCAACGACUUCGUGUGUCCGAUUUGUUUUGAUAUGAUCGAAGAAGCCUACAUGACAAAGUGUGGACACAGCUUUUGCUACAAAUGUAUCCACCAAAGUCUGGAGGACAAUAACCGCUGCCCAAAGUGCAACUAUGUUGUUGAUAACAUUGACCACCUUUACCCAAACUUUUUAGGAAGUGCAUUACUGGCCAGAUCAGCAAGAGAAAACGGAGGGAAAAAAUCAAAGAAAAGAAAACGAAUGCAGUCACCACUAAUGAUUGUAAAUGAGCUCAUUCUGAAACAAAAGCAGAGAUUUGAUGACAAACGCCUAAAGCUGGACCCAUCGAAUGGUCAUCGGUGGCAGAUCUUCCAGGAUCUGUUGGCGACUGAUCAGGAUAACCUGGACCUCGCCAACGUGAAUCUGAUGCUUCAACUUCUGGUACAGAAGAAGAGGCAGCUUGAAGCUGAAUCGCAUGCUGCUCAAGUCCAAAUCCUCACGGAAUUCCUAAAAGUUGCCCGGCGGAAUAAGAGAGAGCAACUGGAGCAGAUCCAGAAAGAACUGAGUGUGGUGGAGGAAGACAUAAAGCGCGUAGAGGAGAUGAGUGGUUUAUACUCUCCACGCAGUGAAGAUAGCACUGUUCCCCAGUUUGAGGCCCCCUCCCCGUCGCACAGUAGCAUAAUUGACUCAACAGAGUACAACCCGCCACCUGGAUUUAGUGGAAACUCUCAGGUGAUGUCACUGAGACAAAACUUGAGUGGAAAUACCAGCAGUGGGGACAGAUGGGAGAAAAAAAUCAUAGAGGAGACAAAAAAGCAGCCUUGGUACAACAGCACGUUGGCAUCACGGCGGAAACGGCUCACCGCUCAUUUUGAAGAUUUGGAGCAAUGCUACUUUUCUACCAGGAUGGCCCGCGUAUCGGAUGAUAGCCGGACGGUGAGCCAGCUGGAUGAGUUUCAGGAGUGCCUGUCCAAAUUCACCAGAUAUAAUUCUGUGCGCCCCCUUGCCACACUCUCUUAUGCCAGUGAUCUGUACAAUGGUUCCAGCAUUGUGUCCAGCAUAGAGUUUGACCGAGACUGUGAUUACUUUGCCAUUGCUGGUGUGACUAAGAAGAUUAAAGUGUACGAGUAUGGUACGGUUAUCCAAGACGCUGUAGACAUUCAUUACCCAGAGAAUGAAAUGACCUGUAAUUCUAAAAUCAGCUGUAUAAGUUGGAGCAGUUACCACAAAAACCUCCUGGCCAGCAGUGAUUAUGAAGGGACCGUGAUUCUGUGGGAUGGUUUCACAGGGCAGAGAUCCAAAGUUUACCAGGAACACGAAAAAAGGUGUUGGAGUGUGGACUUUAACCUCAUGGACCCCAAACUUUUGGCGUCCGGCUCAGAUGAUGCCAAAGUAAAGCUGUGGUCUACCAACUUGGAUAAUUCUGUUGCUAGUAUUGAAGCCAAAGCCAAUGUAUGCUGUGUCAAAUUUAGUCCCUCUUCUCGCUAUCACCUGGCAUUUGGAUGUGCAGAUCACUGUGUACAUUACUACGACCUCCGCAACACUAAGCAGCCGAUCAUGGUGUUCAAAGGGCAUCGCAAAGCUGUCUCCUACGCCAAAUUUGUAAAUGGAGAGGAAAUAGUUUCUGCAUCAACGGACAGCCAGCUGAAGCUGUGGAACGUCUCCAGACCACAUUGCCUGCGCUCCUUCAAGGGUCAUAUCAAUGAAAAGAAUUUUGUCGGUUUAGCAUCGAAUGGAGAUUAUAUUGCCUGUGGAAGUGAAAACAAUUCCCUCUACCUGUACUAUAAGGGCCUCUCAAAGACCCUGCUGACUUUCAAGUUUGACACAGUAAAAAGUGUUUUGGAUAAAGACCGCAAAGAAGACGACACCAAUGAGUUUGUUAGUGCUGUAUGUUGGAGAGCUCUUCCUGAUGGGGAGUCAAAUGUUCUUAUUGCUGCUAACAGCCAGGGCACAAUCAAGGUCCUGGAGCUGGUAUGAAACAUGGACGUCUACAUCAACUGUGGAGGGGCUACUAACUCUCCUGUCUAGGUUCAGAACCUCCACCUGCAGAAAACGCUAAUACCUUCCUAAUGGAGACAGUCAAAGCAUUAUACCACACGUCGCUUCAGGACACUCGUAAGACUUUUGGAGGGGGAGAACAGGAAGCGGGGACAUACAGAGGAGGAUAAUGGUUUAAUGCUGGAAUCGUGGACCCUCACUGAUCCUCUCCCCCCCACUACUGUGUUCUCUCUUCUGGUGCUGCUUUAUACCUUAGUAAUGGGGGAGGUCUGUAACAUGUUGCUCUUUUUGCAGUUCCUUCCAAAACUGAGGACAUAACCCGAGAGGUAGAGAGAGGCUUAAUUUUUAUCAUGGGGGAAGCUAUUAAAUCACGCCAAAAAAAAAAUCUCAAAAAACCCAAAAAUAAAGAUUUAACUAUUUCUAAGCA